GGAAAUCGCUGCGUUGGUUUUGUUUGGAGAUGCAGUCAAGAGGGAGAGAGUGAGAGAGAGAAAUCGAGAGAGGGAGAGGGAGAGGUUAUCUCUUCUUUGGUAUUUUUUUUUCCUUUUGCAGAGAGAGAGAGAGAGAUAGCGAGGAAGCGAGAGUCCCUCUCCUUUUCCCCUCCAUUUCUUCCAUUGGAUCCCCCAAAAGGCCCAAGCUUUUUCUCUGCUUUUGUUUCUCUCCUCGUCGGAAUCGGUUGCUUUUCCCAGAUGGGUUUUCUCUGGAUUUAGCGUUGAAACAUGUUCGAGCCUACCGAUUCCAGGAGAGAGAGCCACUGAACCACCACGCUGUUAAAUAUCACUCCCUGAUUCUUUCUUGAACUGUUAAACGUGCAAUUGAGGUGAAAAAUCCUUGGAGAAGAUGGGUCGUAGAAGGAUAAGGUCAAGGAUCCAGAAAAGCCAUUUCUACACAUUUAGAUGCCUGAGACCGACGACCCUUGAAGACCAAGGGCCGCAUCCCAUUCAUGGACCCGGUUACUCGAGAAUCGUCCAUUGCAAUCGACCUCAUCUCCAUCUGUCUAAACCCUUUAGGUACCGUUCCAACUACGUAUCCACCACCAGGUACAACAUGCUCACCUUCUUGCCCAAGUGCUUGUACGAGCAAUUCCACCGUGUUGCCAAUUUCUACUUCCUCGUUGCUGCGAUUCUCUCUGUGUUCCCUCUUUCCCCGUUCAACAAAUGGAGCAUGAUCGCUCCUUUGGUUUUCGUUGUCGGGCUUAGUAUGGGUAAAGAGGCACUGGAGGAUUGGCGCCGGUUUAUGCAGGAUGUGGAAGUAAAUUCCAGGAAAGCAAAUGUUCACAAAGAGGGUGGUGAUUUUGGUCGUAGAAAGUGGAAGAAGAUCCGUGUCGGGGACGUAGUGAGGGUAGAGAAAGAUGAAUUUUUCCCGGCUGAUCUGCUUUUGUUGUCAUCGAGUUACGAGGAUGGGAUCUGUUAUGUGGAGACCAUGAACUUAGACGGCGAAACCAAUCUGAAAGUAAAGAGAUGCCUGGAUGCAACCUUGCCUUUGGAGCACGACGGUUCUUUUCAGACUUUCUCUGCAACGAUAAAAUGCGAAGAUCCAAACCCUAACCUGUAUACAUUUGUCGGGAAUCUCGAAUAUGAAGGCCAAGUUCAUCCGCUUGAUCCUAGCCAGAUUCUCUUGAGAGAUUCAAAGCUCCGGAACACUGCUUACAUCUAUGGGGUGGCGAUAUUCACCGGCCAUGAUACCAAAGUCAUGCAGAAUACUACUAAGUCCCCUUCAAAGAGGAGCAGAAUCGAAAAGAGAAUGGACUACAUUAUAUACACCCUCUUUGUCCUCCUUAUGUGUGUUUCCAUCAUCAGCUCUCUUGGAUUUGCUUUCAUGACGCAGUUUCAUAUGGCGAAUUGGUGGUACUUACAACCCGACAAACCCGAGAGCUUGACAAAUCCGAGAAACCCUAUGCAUGCUGGUGUUGUCCACCUGAUCACUGCUCUCUUGCUCUAUGGAUACUUGAUUCCCAUCUCUCUAUAUGUUUCCAUUGAGGUUGUAAAGGUCUUGCAAGCAACUUUCAUUAACCAGGACUUGCAUAUGUAUGACAGUGACAGCGGGACUCCGGCUCAAGCCCGUACAUCAAAUUUAAACGAAGAGCUGGGACAAGUUGACACGAUUCUUUCUGAUAAAACGGGAACUUUGACGUGUAACCAGAUGGACUUUCUGAAAUGCUCCAUAGCAGGGAUUUCUUACGGUGUUCGUGCUAGUGAAGUAGAAGUAGCUGCUGCAAAGCAGAUGGCUAUGGAUUUCGAGGAGCAAGAUGAAGACAUGUCCGAUAUUCCAAAGACCAAGAACAAGAAGCGUGGCUACAUGAAAAUGGCUAGCAAGACUUCAUCUGAUUUUGAGUUGGAAACUGUAAUUACUGCUAGCGAUGACAAGGACCGAAACCAGGCUGGCAUUAAGGGGUUUAGUUUCGAGGACAACCGUCUCAUGGAUGGAAACUGGUUACUUGAACCCACCCCAGAUGAUAUUUUGAUGUUCUUCCGUAUACUGGCCGUUUGUCACACUGCUAUUCCUGAGGUGGAUGAAGAGACAGGGAAGUUGACUUACGAAGCAGAGUCUCCUGAUGAAGUGUCUUUCCUUGUGGCUGCAAGAGAGUUUGGUUUUGAGUUCAGUAAGAGAACCCAAUCAAGUGUAUUCAUCAGUGAACGAUCUUCGUCUUCAGCCCAACCAGCUGAAAGAGAAUACAAAAUUUUAAAUCUUUUGGACUUCACUAGCAAAAGAAAAAGAAUGUCUGUCAUCGUUCGUGAUGAAGAAGGACAGAUCCUUCUCCUCUGCAAAGGCGCUGACAGCAUCAUUUUUGAUCGGUUAGCCAAGAAAGGGAAGACUUACCUAGGAGCUACUACAAAACAUUUGAAUGAAUAUGGUGAGGCUGGCUUGCGCACAUUAGCACUUGCUUACAAAAAUCUGGGUGAAGCCGAGUAUUCAGCGUGGAAUAGUGAGUUCCUGAAAGCUAGAACUUAUGUUGGAGCUGAUAGGGAUGCAAUGCUCGAAAAGGUAUCGGAUGUGAUGGAGAGGGAAUUGACCCUUGUUGGUGCAACUGCAGUGGAGGACAAACUGCAGAAAGGGGUGCCCCAAUGCAUAGAUAAACUUGCCCAAGCUGGUCUCAAGAUAUGGGUUUUGACAGGAGAUAAGAUGGAGACGGCAAUAAAUAUAGGAUACGCCUGCAGCUUACUCCGACAAGGUAUGAAGCAGAUCUCCAUAGCACUGACAAGUUCAGAGGAAUCGUCCGAAGCCCCUGAAGUUGUUGCGAAAGAGAGCAUUUUGAUGCAGAUCACAAAUGCCGCACAGAUGAUCAAGCUAGAAAAGGAUCCACAUGCAGCAUUUGCUUUGAUAAUUGAUGGGAAGACACUUACAUACGCUCUGAAGGAUGAUAUCAAGUUUCAGUUUCUCGCCCUUGCAGUUGAUUGUGCAUCUGUCAUUUGCUGUCGUGUCUCUCCCAAGCAGAAAGCACUUGUAACGAGAUUAGUGAAAGAAGGAACAGGAAAGGUCACCCUAGCCAUUGGAGAUGGUGCGAAUGACGUCGGAAUGAUUCAAGAAGCUGAUAUUGGUGUAGGUAUCAGCGGUGUUGAAGGCAUGCAGGCUGUAAUGGCUAGCGACUUUUCCAUAGCCCAGUUUCAGUUUCUGGAGAGACUACUCGUUGUCCAUGGUCACUGGUGCUACAAAAGAAUAGCACAAAUGAUCUGCUAUUUCUUCUACAAGAACAUAACAUUCGGUCUAACUCUCUUCUAUUACGAGGCUUUUACUGGGUUUUCUGGUCAAUCUAUAUACAAUGACUCCUAUUUGUUGCUCUUCAAUGUCGUUCUCACGUCUCUCCCCGUCAUCAGCCUCGGAGUUUUCGAGCAAGAUGUUCCUUCUGAUGUCUGUUUACAGUUCCCUGCGUUGUACCAGCAAGGCCCCAAGAACCUGUUUUUUGAUUGGUACAGAAUCUUGGGGUGGAUGGGUAAUGGAGUUUACUCAUCCAUAAUCAUUUUCAGCCUCAACAUUGGGAUCUUCCAUGUCCAAUCCUUCCGUUCCACUGGCCAAACUGCCGAUAUGAAUGCCAUGGGAACCAUGAUGUUCACUUGCAUCAUCUGGGCAGUGAACGUUCAGAUCGCAUUAACAAUGAGCCAUUUCACUUGGAUCCAACAUCUCUUGAUCUGGGGAAGUAUCGGUGCCUGGUACAUAUUCUUAAUCCUUUACGGAAUGUUGCCCCCGAAGAUGUCGGCCAAUAUCUUCCACAUGCUGGCAGAGACUCUGGCCCCUGCACCGAUAUUCUGGCUCACGAUUCUGCUAGUCAUAGCUGCCACUGCUCUGCCUUAUUUUUGCCACAUCUCAUACCAGAGAUCGGUGAACCCUCUUGACCAUCACAUCAUACAAGAGAUAAAGCAUUACAGGAUCGAUGUCGAGGAUGAGAGGAUGUGGACAAGGGAACGUUCCAAGGCCAGAGAGAAGACGAAGAUAGGGUUCACGGCUCGUGUUGAUGCAAAGAUCCGACUACUGAGAGGGAAGCUUCAGAGGAAGCAAUCUGUGUUGAGCACUGUGAGCGGUACUUCAUCUAACGAUACAGGACCUUCUUCAAACACACAGACACAGACUUGAAAGUGGGGAACUUUUACUUGAUCUGGUAAGUUUCCUUUUUUUCCUGCUACUUUCUCGGUAAUUCUCGAGAGAGAAAGAAAAAAAGGAAAGAACUUUCUUGGCAGAGAAAGUUGGGUUGAAGGUGUAGAAACAUAAAGUCCCUGUCUUUGGAUCAGAUCUUCUUCUUAUACCAUGUGAGGUACUGCGGCCAAACAAGAAAGGAGAAGAAAUGUUGUAUUGUGUUGAGUGCGUGUCUAUGUUUUGUGUACACUACAAAACUAAAAGAGAAAAAUGUGUGAUGAGAGUAAAGAGUUUUCUGAAAAUAUUUUUUGAAACAAUAUAUAUAUAUAAUUCUUUUUUUCUUCCUU
Molecule: messenger RNA, 4485 nt
Organism: Tarenaya hassleriana
Lineage: Eukaryota; Viridiplantae; Streptophyta; Magnoliopsida; Brassicales; Cleomaceae
Product: phospholipid-transporting ATPase 6
Exons: 11
Coding region: 410-4138 (1242 amino acids)
Biological process (GO): phospholipid translocation
Cellular component (GO): plasma membrane
Molecular function (GO): ATP hydrolysis activity; ATP binding; magnesium ion binding
Source: RefSeq, a predicted model, not a curated record